This is a messenger RNA of Mesocricetus auratus (golden hamster), 672 nucleotides long. It is a transcript of the gene Galp, whose product is annotated as galanin like peptide. Gene Ontology annotation, biological process: defense response to Gram-negative bacterium; antimicrobial humoral immune response mediated by antimicrobial peptide; behavioral response to starvation. Gene Ontology annotation, cellular component: extracellular region. The record is from RefSeq and is a predicted model, not a curated record. Lineage: Eukaryota; Metazoa; Chordata; Mammalia; Rodentia; Cricetidae. Bases 20 to 538 code for a protein of 172 amino acids. Gene Ontology annotation, molecular function: hormone activity. The transcript is spliced from 6 exons.
CUAAUAAACACUCCAGUGGAUGAGUCUUCUCUCUGCCUCCAUCCUCACGACCCCGCCCGCCCUCGGGUCUCUCUCCUUAACCACUUCUCUUUCAACUCCUCACUCUCCUCGGAAGCAUAAAAGCCAGGACCCCCAGAGCUGCCGAGUGCUGCGGACCCCACACAGCUUUCGUCAGCUGAGUGCCGUGUUCUUCCGUUUCAGGAUGGCCUGCUCCCCGCAUCUGGUCCUUCUUGUCACCAUCCUGAUGACUCUGGCAGGGACACAAGAGUCUGCACCUGUUUACAGGGGACGAGGAGGCUGGACUCUGAAUAGUGCUGGUUACCUCCUGGGUCCUGUCCUCCACCUUCCCUCAAAGGUAGAACAAGGCAGGAAGAGGGACUCAGCUCUUGAGAUCCUAGACCUGUGGAAGGCUAUCGAUGAACUCCCUUAUUCCCACUCUCCAAAGAUGACCAAGAGGACGCUGGUAGAAACGUUUGUCAAACCCAAGAGUGAAGAUCUGCGCGAACUGGACAGGGAAGAAGCCAGCCUGAGGUCAUAGAGACGGCCACACCCCACCCCCGUGAAAGCCCUCUCACCGCCCUGAGACUAAGGACCCUACAGCUAUGUCCCCAAAUCUCACUAAAAUACGUUGUACUAUUUGAAGAAGUAUGUUGACAUAAACUCUGCAGUGUC